AGCCGAGACAUUCCGUCAACCAGUUACGAGUUGAUUAUACGCCGUGUAGGUUGCACCACGGAAAAGUAGAGUUCUCUGGCCAUGAAGAACAAUUACGCACCACAGGAGCCACCACCUAUUGGCUUUAGCUCCGCACCACCCCAACAGGAAUACGCGCCACAGUGGGCCAAUCCCCAUGCAGGAUAUCCACCACAGUCGGAGAUAGGAUUUGCACCACAGUCCCAGUUAGGAUUUCCACCACAGCCGCAGCCAGGAUAUCCAUCACAACCACUGUCCCGAUUUCCCCCACAACAGAGCUAUCCGCCGCCAGGAUAUCCUCAGCCCGGCUAUCCGCCGCAGUACUAUGGAAAUCCUCCACCACCUCCACCACCAGUGGUGGUGGUUAACAGCCAUGGCUGGAUGAGUCGCAAUCAGAAGAAUAAGCCACAAUCAAAUGCUGUGGGUGGAGCUGGCUUAAUAUUUGUAUCCGGAGGAAUGAACAUAGCGUGGAGCAUUGGAUUCCAUGGGAAUCUCUACUUCAAGGUCACUCAACACAAUUUCUUGGCCUGGUUCAUUGGUGGCAUUAUCGGAGCUUUUGUAAGUUGUUGGCUCACAAAUAAAGUGCCGAAGAAAUUAAUUUUGAUUUUCAGUUCGAUUCUGGUGAUGAUUGGUGGCAUUAUCUUGGCCAGUACCAGACACAAUGGCAGUGCCACCCUGGCCUGUUCCUACCUCGAUGGCAUCGGAAACGGGCUGAUCUUUGCACCUUUCUUGGCCUUGGCCGGAGAGGUGUCGGUGCCCUAUAUGAGGGGUCUAAUCUCGGCGAGCAUCGAGCAGAUGUGUCUCGGACUAGGCAUCCUUCUGCAAAUCAUCUACUCGUCCGCCUGGACCGAUUCUAAAUACAGCUCCUUCAACAGCGAGAAUUUGAAGGGAGUGCUGAGCAUUAUCUACGGACUAUUGGCAUUGGUAAUUGGCUCGCUGCUAUGCGUCGAGUCCCCGGUCAUCAUGUUGGCCGACAACAACGAACAGGGUGCCAUGGAGGCCCUGAAGAGGUUGCAGAGACCCCACACCUGGACCAGCGACACGGACCAACAGCUAAGGGACCACAAACUCUACUUGGCCCAGAACAAGGAUCUGUCAGUGGGACAGAGCAUCUGCCAGGCGAUCCCCACCUUCAUCCGACUGGUAUUUCUGCGGGCCCUAAAUGUCCUGAGCAUUUCUGACUUUGUGGUCACCAGCUUUGUUUACUUUUUUGUGAAUUCGUAUGGGUUGUCAUACUAUGUCUGGUUCUGUGUAUUUGCCGUCAGCCGAUGGAUGGGCAACUUUAUAGCCACUUUCUGCAUGGAGUCGGCGGGACGCAAGAAGCCCACUCUCUUGGGACUUCUCGUUUGCGGGGUUCUCGCCUUUGUAAUGGCUGCACAGUUUAAUAUUUUAACCUACAACACCGGAAACACCAUUAUGUUGCUGGUCUUCCAGUUCUUCGCCGGAGUCGCCUUCACAGCCACGUCCCCGUAUCUCUCGGAGGCCUAUCCAUUGGGUGUAAAGCAGCAUUUCAUAGCCUUGACCUUUAUGAUCGAAAUGCUAGUCUUUAUUAUCAUUGGGGUCUGCAGAUGGUCACCAACCGGUGGUGCCAUUUACUUCUAUAUCAUGGGCGGACUCUACAUAUUUGGCUUUGUCUUGAGCAUUUUCAUUUUGCCAGAGACCCGAAGGUUGACAUUGAGAGAGGCCCAGGACAAGUUCAGUGGAUUCAUCAGCCAUGGUUUCUAAAUGAAUACCCAGAAAACCAAACAAUUUGCAGCUUAUAUUAGUCGAGAUCAGAGAUAAUAAAUAUUUACAGUCGUACCAGCA
Messenger RNA from Drosophila ananassae, 1824 nucleotides. Its product is annotated as facilitated glucose transporter protein 1. Lineage: Eukaryota; Metazoa; Arthropoda; Insecta; Diptera; Drosophilidae. Gene Ontology annotation, molecular function: transmembrane transporter activity. Gene Ontology annotation, biological process: transmembrane transport. The record is from RefSeq and is a predicted model, not a curated record. Gene Ontology annotation, cellular component: membrane. The coding region runs from base 82 to 1743 and encodes 553 amino acids. The transcript has 3 exons.